AUGCGUUUCUCCCACCUCGCCGUCUUCGCCCUAAGCGGCCUAUCGCUCGCGAGCCCCGUCGUCCAGCAAAAGCGCCAGGAAAGCAGCAGCGUAGAAUCCCUCCUCACCGACCUCUUCGCCACGGUGCAAGUCUACACCGGAGCCAUCAAUGCUACCCUCGCGCCCCUCUCCACAUCCUCAUCUCUCCUGGAAAAGACGGCCGCAAUCCCCAAAGUAGGCGAGCAACUCAACAAGAUCACCGCCGCCAUCACGGCUUCGACAACGCAAAUCCGCGAUCUCGCUCCUGCGAACGCUACGCAACCCAUGGUGCCAGCCGAAGACAACCAGAAGCGGUCUACCUCUACCGAUCUCGUCGACGUCCCUCAACCCAAGGAGAAGCGUCAGUUGAUCGCCGCUGGUGCCCUUCUUGCGCUCAUCAUUGUUGAGAUCUUUGCUACGAUUACCGCCGCGGUGGCGAUCUUGGGUCUCGCUGGGCUUUUGGUGUUUAUCAACCCGUUGACGAGCGCGUUGAGUCUUUUGAUCCUCGCGGUUCAGUUGGUGCUUAAUGUUGUGCUUGUGGGUGUUAUUGCGUUGUUGAACAGUGUGCUUGGUGCGUUGGCGCUUGGGCUUAGUGGGUUGUAA
This is a messenger RNA of Alternaria ethzedia, 621 nucleotides long. RefSeq lists its product as uncharacterized. NCBI's taxonomy places the organism in Eukaryota, Fungi, Ascomycota, Dothideomycetes, Pleosporales, Pleosporaceae. The record is from RefSeq and is a predicted model, not a curated record. The coding region runs from base 1 to 621 and encodes 206 amino acids. The transcript is spliced from 2 exons.